UGGGACCGUAAAAAUGCUCCUCUCUAAAUACACGCUAAGACGGCAAUUGAAGUACACCCUGACGGCUGGUACAUACAUCCUGCCGGUACCAGUCCCUAGCGAUUCAGCAUGGCUGCUCCCAGUCCCAGAGCCAGCGACGCAAAAUCCCACGAGGAAAUUUACGAGGACGCCCGGCAGGUGGUGUCCACUUACGAGACCGUUCCCACGGGCAUCGUGAUGGAUUACCACCGCCACCCCGACGGCUGGUACAUGGCCCUGCCGGUGAUGGUCGGCGCCGUCGUCGCACAGCAGCACUUCGAGGCGCGCGGCACCGACGUGCUCCUCGCCACGAUCCCAAAGGCCGGGACUACAUGGAUCAAGGCGCUCCUCUACGCCGCGGCCAACCGCACCAACGACGACAACAGCUCGUCUUAUUUGUUCCAGCAGCUCGCCUCCCACAACUCCCACCAGCUGGUUCCUUUCCUCGAGACCCAGCUCUACACCAAGGACCAGAUCCCUGACCUGAGCUCGCUCCCCUCUCCACGGCUCUUCGCGACGCACAUUCCGGCCGGAUCGCUGCCGGCCUCCGUCGCCGCGUCGGGCUGCAAGGUGGUAUACUUGUUCCGUGAACCCAAGGACUGCUUCGUGUCGCUGUGGCACUUCAUGAACACGCUGACCCCGUGGGACAUGGACGAGGCGGUCGGCCGGUUCUGCGACGGCGUCUCGCCGUAUGGCCCGUUCUGGGAGCACGCUCUGGGCUACUGGCGGUGGCACGUCGAGAACCCGGGCCAGGUGCUCUUCCUGACCUACGAGGAGCUCACUGUCGACACGCUCGGCCAGCUUAAGCGCCUCGCCGAGUUCAUCGGACGCCCGUUCACGGCGGAGGAGCAGGAGGCCGGGGUGGACAGGGACAUCGUGGAGGCGUGCGCGAUGGGGAGCAUGGUCAAGCAGGAGGUGAACCGGUCGGGGACGACCCAAAUAAUGGAGAUGCAGAUGCCCAACGAGUUCUUCCGGCGCGGCCUGGUCGGAGACUGGCACAACUACCUCACGCCGGAGAUGGCUGGAAGGAUCGAUGAGGUUACCAAGAGCAAGUUCCAAGGAUCCGGCCUGAUGCUGCCCAAGGAAAUCUAGUACUGUACACAUCGCCUUGAAUAUUUGGAAUAAACGUCAGAUGGUCGUUCUUGUUGUACACUUUGUACCUUGCUUCUGCCGGUUUGUCUGAAUAAAAAACUUGCGUUGUCUUAA
Brachypodium distachyon (stiff brome) is the source of this 1224-nucleotide messenger RNA. RefSeq names its product cytosolic sulfotransferase 13. The record is from RefSeq and is a predicted model, not a curated record. The transcript has a single exon. Lineage: Eukaryota; Viridiplantae; Streptophyta; Magnoliopsida; Poales; Poaceae. Gene Ontology annotation, molecular function: sulfotransferase activity. Gene Ontology annotation, biological process: sulfation. Gene Ontology annotation, cellular component: cytoplasm. The coding region runs from base 109 to 1110 and encodes 333 amino acids.